GCCUCCCUCAACGGCGCAUGGAUUAAAAACUUCGCACGUUGAAUGGGGAACGGCGGGGCUUGCGACGCGACGAGACGGUGGAACCUGCGAGCCACGCGCGAGCCGACCUGCCGGCACGAGGAAUCGGACAGACAGCCAGACAGACAAGCGGACGGACAGAGAAUAGAGAGAGAGAAAGUCUCCGCUGUCUCUUCCUCCGCGCUCGUCCCACUUUGAGCCGAGGCACGGAGCGAGCAACAACUCCGGACCGCAGGGAACCCCCCCCCCCCCACUUCCCUACCCACCCCGACUCCGGCCCCACAACUCACUUGACCUAUCCCAAAGACGACAAACCCACCCCGUGCUUGGCUAACGGCGCAGCACACCGGAGGUGACCCUUCCACGUUCACUGGCGCUGCCAUGAGACUCUGUCGGCGCCACGUGAACGGAGGAGGCUGAAGGGAGGGCCAGGAGACGCCAACGUCGUCGGAGUGACCGGCGCGCGUGCCGCGGGGGUUCCGCGUCCACGCGACCGACAGGUGAAGCUGAGCGAGCGAGGGACGUCCUCUGCGGAGUCGCUGUUGGAGGCCUCCGCCGUUGAGCCAUGCGGGGACUGCGUGCCGUGUGUUGCUGGUUGGUGGCAGCGGCGGCGCUGGUUUACCCUCACGAGAUCCCGCCAGAGCAUCGCAAGGUUCGCGAGAGGAUAAGGCGCCAGUUGCCUGGGUCGCAGGCCGAGGAGGUUGACACGGGGCCCCCAGGACAGGGCACGUGGGGACCCUGGGGCCCUUGGUCCGACUGCAGCAGAACGUGCGGCGGUGGAGUGCGCAUGCAGACGCGGGAGUGCCUGCCCCAGUCUCAAUUCACGCAGCAGCAGCAGCAUCAUCAUCAGCAGCAUCAGCAGCAGCAUCACCCGGCCGUGCCUCCACACCAGGGGGGAGGCACACACACGGGCCUGCAUUCCGUGUCGCUGUAUAUGCCGGACAGCCACGUCGCCGGUCAGGGUCAGGGCCAAGGUCACGGCCAGAGUCACGGCCAGGGACACGGCCAGAGUCACGGCCAAGGUCACGUUCAGGGUCACGGCCAAGGUCACGGCCAGAGAUACACGCCCGGAAUGGGCCAGGGCGGCCACCGUCCGGUGCCUCAUGGCCGCACUCACGGCGUAGCAAGUCGUCCUCCGCACGGUAGCAGGCACGGCGGCAUGCCGCCCUCCUCCUCCUCCUCCAUGCGCCCCCUCUACUCCGACGGUGUCAACUACGGCACCAACCCCGGCGGCGGCUUCCACGGCGCCGGCGGGGUGCCCGGCCAGCCUCCGUCGACCGGCUGGCACGGCGGGGGCUACGCCAGGCCAUCGAGCGGUCGGGCGACCGCCGGACAGCCCUCCUACCCCGGCGCGGCCUACGGCAGGACGGCCGCCUUCUCGCUCUACACGAGGACCGACGAGGGACCGGACGCGGCGGACGGGAGAGACGCCGGCUCCGAGGCUCCCACGGUGGGCGCGGUGGGGAGCGCCGGCGGCGGCUCGCGCGCGGCGAUGUCCGUGCAGCCCCUGCACGGUGAGGGCGACUCCUCUUCGACCGCCGCAUCGUCAUCGUCCGGCGUGGCACCCAACGCACAGGCGGAAUCGUCGCCGACUGAUUCCAGGUCCUCCCGAACCUCCAUCCGGCCGGGGAGAUACGGCUACGGGCGGAUGCCCGUCAUGUACUCGGCCAUCAAGCCCGCCGACGGCGAGCCGAGCCGCGGCGACGCGGCCGCGGGCACCAACCAAACCCCGCGGCCUCCGUGGCGCUCGCGGCAACCUGCGGCGCGCGCCGGCCACCCCCAGCAGCAGCAGCAGCAGCCGCAGCCCCCGGGGAUCGCGUCGCUGCCCCUCUACGCCGACCAGCGCGGGACGCCGCUCGCGCACGGAGAUCGGCACCCGGCACCGCGGCACGCCGCACUUUCCUCUCACGGCGGCGGCGCCGACGGCGAGCGCCCCGCGCCCGCGCCUGCGCCCGCCCACCUCCCGUGGUCCAACGGCACGCGUCACCCCCUGACGCGGCUCGAUGGUCCCGAAGCCCGGGCGUCCGCGGGCCUGCCCGUCGGCGGCGGUCGAACGCAAAGCCGCGGAGAGCGAGCGUUCCUCCAGUGGUACCAGUCUCACCCGCGCUACCACGGCGGCGGUGGCGGCGGCGCGGGAACGCCGCAGCCAGUCGCGGAGAGCUUUGCGGGUCAUGCGCACAGCAGGGCGGAGCAGCCCUACGGAUACCGGCCGCGCCAGGACGCAAGCCGACAGCAGCAGCAGCAGCACAGAAUGAGCAAGCGCAGUCCCGAGGAAGAACAGCUCAAGUGCUCCGGACUGGGCAAGCAGUACAAACUCUGCAACCUUCAGGCGUGCUCCGCUGGGAGCCGCGACGCCCGCGAGAUGCAGUGCUCCUCCUACAAUGGCAAGCCCUUCAUGGGUCGCUACUACGAGUGGGUUCCGUUCCUGGAAGUGCGGGAAGAGCAGAAGUGCGAGCUGAACUGCCGUGCCGUGGGCUACCGCUUCUACGUGCGUCACGCGGAGCGGGCCACCGACGGCACGCCGUGCGAGCCCGGCUCGGACGACGUCUGCAUGGAGGGCACGUGCAAGACGGUGGGCUGUGACGGGAUCCUGGGCUCAGACAACGUGGUGGACAAGUGCGGCGUGUGCGGAGGGGACAACACCGCCUGCAAGGUGGUCUCGGGCGUGUACAAGCGCUCGGCCACCUCCGUGGGCUACCACAAGAUCCUGGAGAUCCCCAAGGGCGCCAUCAAGAUCAACAUCACCGAGAUGAGCAAGAGCAGGAACUACCUCGCCCUGAGGAGUCACGCUGGACAGUCCAUCAUCAACGGGAACUGGGCCAUCGACCGGCCAGGAAAAUACGAGGCCGCGGGGACGAUGUUUAUGUACAAACGACCGAACGAGAUUAGCAGCACCGCCGGUGAAUCCUUCAUCGCUGACGGGCCGACGACUGACGUGCUGGACGUCUUUAUGAUCUACCAGCAGUCGAACCCCGGGGUUCACUUCGAGUACGUCCUGCCGUCAGAUAAUGUGGUGAGCAGCCAGCUGGACCCGAAUCCGCCCAAUCACAAUUUGGAGGAGGCGUACAACGGGCAGCUGUCGGGCUCAGCCAUUGGAGGAGGAGGAGGAGGCGGCGGCGGCGGCAGAGGAGGGCACUCGACCGUUACCCACACUGCAACGGACCCUGCGGGCGGUCACCUGGGACCCGGGCAGCCUGGCGUGCCACCUGCGUCUCCCUGGCUCCGUGACUAUAACUGGAAGAGGGUGGGCACCACGGAAUGCUCUUCCACCUGCGGUAGAGGCAAACAGCUGCCGGUGUUCCGCUGUGUGAGGCGCACCACCCAGGAGGAGGUGUCCGACACCAACUGCGACUCGUCGUCACGGCCACCUGAAGAGGAGGAGGCCUGUAACGUUCAGCCUUGCCCCGCAUUCUGGGACCUGGGCGAGUGGUCCGAGUGCAGCAAGACGUGCGGCACGGGGAACCAGCACCGCCAGGUGCUGUGCCGCCAGGUGUACGCGGGCCGCGUCACCACGGUGCAGCCACACCGGUGCCGCACGCUGGAGAAGCCCGAGACCACCACCACGUGCCAGCUUAAGAUCUGCAGCGAGUGGCAGACCCGCUCCGAGUGGAGCUCCUGCUCCGUGCCGUGCGGCCUGGGCCAGCGGAGCCGCGACGUGAAGUGCGUGAGUAACCUGGGCGACGCCGUGGACGACGGCGAGUGCAACAUGAAGCUGCGUCCCGCCGACAGCGAGAACUGCGACAUGGGGGCCUGCGCCAAGAGCUGGUUCCUCACCGAUUGGAGCGAGCGGUGCUCGGCGGACUGCGGCGAGGGAGUGCAGUCCCGCUCGGUGGUUUGCCUGAUGAACCACGUGAACAGCCUCCCACUGGAGGGCUGCUCCAGCGACCAGCCGACUGAGAGGCAAGCCUGCAACUACGGCAGCUGCGAGACCAAAGUGGAAUGGUUCACCGGGCCCUGGGGACAGUGCUCCGUCGGCUGCGGCAACGGCACGCAGAGCCGGGACGUGAUCUGCGUGCAGCGGACAAACGGCUCCUUCUCCGCGAUGGACCGCGACGCUUGUGCCGGCCUGGCCAAGCCGCCGAGCCAGCAGCCGUGCCACCUGCGUGCGUGCGGCGCCCGCUGGUACACCACGGCAUGGAGCGCGUGUUCCAAGUCGUGCGAAACCGGAUUCCGCGUGCGCGAGGUGCGAUGCCUCGAUGACAGCAUCGCUCCCAGCAGCAGCUGCGACGCCGAGCUCAAGCCCAGCAACAGGGAGGAUUGCAACACGCAAGCCUGCAUCCCUGAGAUCGACGAGAACUGCAAGGACAAGUACUUCAACUGCAACGUGGUGGUGCAGGCGCGGCUGUGCGUCUACAACUAUUACAAGACGGUGUGCUGCGCCUCGUGCACCCGGGCCGCCAACCGCGCCCGCCGCAUCGGCCGGAGAUAACGGGCCUCCCCGUCGGCACCCUCGGUCCCGCGUGGGCCCCCCAGCCUCCCCCCCCCCCCCCAUCCCGUGGCCUCGGCCCCAACGUCGACGGGAGACUUCGGCAGCAGAGCGGCGAGCGGCGAGCGGCGACGCGUUUGCGGCUCCCCGGAGAAGAACGGAUGACUUUUAUUUCUGUGGAAACUGAGACUUGCCUCGAGGUUCAUUCAUCCGCAAGCAGUGAAGAACGGCGCACUUUGUGAAACAGAUUGCGCGCCGCUGCGCUGCAUAUAACCGAACAAUCAGUUGAAGGUCCACGGGGGUGGCUCGCUUUGUUUAUUUCUGGAUAGACAUUGCCCCAUAAGAAUGGCUUUUAUUUGUAUUCAGCACAUAUACAGCAUACGGUGUGCAUAUAAAGUAGCAGGAGGCCUUUACAUAUGAAUUUGCAUUACCUCAUUCCUACUCCAAUAACUGGGGCUCAGGCCAGUAGUAACAUUAAGAUUCGUCUAAAACGUACGCCCCCGCUAUUGCAUAAGUAAAAACAAUCCGUAUUAAAUGCGUUUGCUUCGCUUGUGAACCGUUCCAUGAACCCACACGUGUUUUAAGGAACCAGUGUUAAGGAUGAGGCGAUCCAACGUGAUGAUAAUCACGGAUGCAACGACAUACAUCACGCUUUCUCCCACUGCAGGCGAUCUCACACGCCGCCUUUAAUCCGGAAAUGGGGGGGGGGGGAGACAUGUAUUUUAUUGACACGAAGAUAUUUAGUUUUUUCGUGCGGCAUUGCGGGUGCGAACUCCGCCAGAGGCUGGGAUCACAGGCUGCAUCACCCCGAAGUGCUGUUGGACAGUACAAUUUAAAUAUUUGAAAUCAUCUUGUCACGAUCACACCCCGGUUUGUGAGAUUCUACAGCAGGGUUCUGAUCCCCCUGCACCACCCCCCACCACCCCGACCGCUUCUCAAUUCCCCCCACCGCUUCGGUUUGCCUCUGGGUAACGUGUGUUGUUGUAGAUAAUUAUCAAGAACCGCCCAUUAACAGUUGACAUAUAUAUUAUUUCAGCAGCCACAACUACCUCUUCUUUAAAUUUGCCGUCAUGACACAUAUAUGGUGCUGUUUUAGGUGCUGUUAUAUAAAGCUGUAUUGUAUUUCUUUUACGCUGUUACAAUUUGCUGGUUUUGUUCUUUGUUUGCAUUUGCAGCUGGGGAGGAGUGCAGCGAUAGACGUAAAUUAACAAAAUAACAGUUCAGAAAUACAUUUUCUGUGCCUGCAACAGAUUUCUUUUUUUAAAUCCAAUAUUGGUGUGAAAUGUCGUGCAAUUGUAUUUUUUCUUUAUUGUCAACCGAUGACGAUUGAAUUAACACACACGUUUCACGUUUCAUCUACGUUACGACAGUGAUGUAAGGUAUUUCUAACGAGGGGCAAUCAAAUGUUACCACUUCUUGCUUCAAAGGUCAAAGGUUCCCUAAAUGUUAAAGUGCUCUCAGCCAUAUUUAGCUUGGUGCCUUGUAAAUAAAUCUAGUAAUGUUAUUGUGAGCUUAUAUGAAAGCUAAGCCUUGCUUUUGUUGUUAAUAAUCAUUUUGUACAAUAUUCUUAAAGGUUUUACCUUUAAUUAUAUAGCCUUGCAAUUAUACACAUGAACACAGUUAUUCUUAUACUAACAUUUAGUAGUGCUACUGUUAAAACAAAUUUACUUUUAAAAAAGCUACAUUUACAAUUAUAUUUUAAAGCUGGCAAAAAGUAUUAUAAAUACUUUAAUAUAAUGUUUUUUUUUACCUUCAUUGACUCAUUAUCCACAGUUGUGUUUAUGCUUUUCUUUCUUAUAAGGCUGCACUUCUCCCCCCCCUCCCCCCCGAAAAAAUAAAUACUAUUUUGUUAAUGAUUAAUUUAUUUUGUACAACUGUGUUAAUGAACUGUUAUGGUUGGAUUUUGAUGGAUUCUCAAAACAAGAGGUAUGGCGGGGGCCAGGUGGAGUGGGUAACAAUGUAUAACUCUCCUACGAAAAUUAAAUGCUCGGCAGUUCUAAUCUGUGGCCUAACUAUCGAAUGUACCGGCAGUGCAAAUACACCGGGAACCCUGGGCUGGUGGAGCCCAGUGGGCGACAAAUACCAGGGAGGAUUAUUGGAUGGAGGGCCUCAUUUUAUUCUUUGCACCAGGACCCGUGCCCGUCUGUUCUAAUCUAACACCUAUGCUGCCUUUUAACACUGCGACUGCAUGCAAAGGUGAGGGCAAUAGCUACAGAUCUAGCCAUGUAUGAUGUGUAAGUCUUAGCCGACCGUCAUUCGCUGUUAGACAUUAGGAACGCUGAAGAUGUCACGUGCGUUUUUGGCCAGCCUGCUCGUAUUUACAUCCAUUGUGACACAAAUAUGUACCGUACUGUAGAUUGCGACUAAAGUCACUGAAAACAAUCUACAAACAGGAAAUAAACAUUUGCAAAGUCA
This is a messenger RNA of Lethenteron reissneri (Far Eastern brook lamprey), 6859 nucleotides long. RefSeq names its product thrombospondin type 1 domain containing 4 (gene THSD4). Gene Ontology annotation, cellular component: extracellular matrix. The record is from RefSeq and is a predicted model, not a curated record. Gene Ontology annotation, biological process: extracellular matrix organization; proteolysis. NCBI's taxonomy places the organism in Eukaryota, Metazoa, Chordata, Hyperoartia, Petromyzontiformes, Petromyzontidae. Gene Ontology annotation, molecular function: metalloendopeptidase activity.